UGAAGCCACGGUGGAGAUUCACCUUGAUGAGCGGGGAGACCUUCACGGGCUGCACCAUUUUUCCCGUUGACCCUCGACCCGGAAGUAGAAAGAGCAGUCGCCAGGCAGAGCUAUUGGAGAAAGGACGGAAGGGGCAUGGUUGAAGAAACGGGAACGAGGACGCAGAAAGUGUGCGCGCCUGAGUCGGAGGGCAGGGUCGGAGCGGCGCGCGCCGUGGUUUGACCCUCAUUAAGCAGCCUAAUGGACCUGUACUCCCAGAGGAUCACCACAGCUUAAAAUUCCAAAACUCAAUAAAUCCUCAGCCUCCCUAGCAUCAAGGAUGACAGGCCUGGCAUAAGGCUCUAGGAGCUGUCUAUUGGUUUCCUUCUCGCUGCUCAGUCAGCAGCCCUCCUGCCUGUGUCCUGAUCAUCCCUCUGGACCCAGCCUCUCAUACCAGGCCAGCAGGAAGACCAAGAAGAAGGAAGGCGGUGCUCUUCGAGCUCAGAGAGCCUCAUCCAAUGUCUUUUCCAAUUUUGAACAGACACAGAUUCAGGAAUUUAAAGAAGCAUUCACACUCAUGGAUCAGAAUAGGGAUGGAUUCAUCGACAAAGAGGACUUGAAAGAUACCUACGCCUCUCUAGGCAAAAUUAACGUUAAAGACGAUGAGCUGGAUUCUAUGCUGAAGGAGGCCUCAGGCCCCAUUAACUUCACGAUGUUCCUGAACCUGUUUGGAGAGAAGCUGAAUGGGACAGACACAGAAGAGACAAUCCUAAAUGCCUUCAAGAUGCUGGACCCAGACGCGAAAGGGAGCAUCAACAAGGACUACAUAAAGCGUAUGCUGAUGUCCCAAGCUGACAAGAUGACUGCAGAAGAGGUUGACCAAAUGUUCCAGUUUGCCUCCAUUGAUGCAGCUGGAAACCUGGACUACAAAGCUUUGAGCUAUGUCAUCACCCAUGGCGAAGAGAAGGAAGAGUAAGAAGAAUGGGGUGAACACCAUUCAUUCAAUAAAGGC
This is a messenger RNA of Monodelphis domestica (gray short-tailed opossum), 991 nucleotides long. Lineage: Eukaryota; Metazoa; Chordata; Mammalia; Didelphimorphia; Didelphidae. The record is from RefSeq and is a predicted model, not a curated record.